AUGCUGCGGACCGCCACACCCUUCGUAGCUCCCAAUAGAGCUCUCUGCUACCUCCUGUUUCUGGCGGUCGCUGUAAUCGCGCAUGGCGACGAUGCCGGGCAUGGUAUGGAGAUGGAUAUGGAUGGUGAUGGUGGUGGAUCGGACAGCGCCGGCGAACAUAGCAGUAACAAUAAUGGCCCAACACCGUCCGACGGCUCGAGCCCCAUGAGCUACUUCGCGUAUCAGGAACAUGCGGGCUCCAUCGUAGCCCAUAUUGUCCUGAUGGUUAUUGCCUGGUUCUUCAUUCUGCCAAUUGGUGUCAUGUUAAGCGUCGCUCGAUCGCGACUCGCCCUGCCUACGCAAUUCUCCUUCCUCAUCGUAAACGCCUUCGGGCUUCUGCUAGCAGCGGUGUAUAACAACCAAGUCCCCAACCUGUACGAGAACAACGUCCAUCACAAGAUCGGCUGGAUCGUGACUUGGGUUAUGGUUGCGGAGGUCGUCAUGGGCCUUUUGUUUGCGUAUUCGGGUGGCCGUCGGGACGCCGACACGCUCGCUGGCCCUCCCUACGAGCGAGUUGCUUUUCUCCCCGUUCCGACCACGGAUCAUCCGCAACACGAAUCAUAUCCCGCGGCGCCUUACCAUCAGUACCGCUGGUCGGGCGACAGCGGCCAGGGCAGUGAAAGGAAUACCUCCUCCCUGCGAAGCCACAGCUGCUCCCCAGAACGUGGACGACGACUGUCCCGACCAGGCGACAGUGACGAGUUUGAGGAAAAGCCAGACGACGAAAUUAACAAUAAUGGCGAAUUGCCCGCGGCCACCAGCCGAGUCUUCUGGAGUGGUUUUGUGGAUAAGUUCCUCUCGAGACGUGUCCCCGGACUGCUUUCCAGGCGCGCGCUCGACAUCAUGAAUGUUUUCUAUGUUGCCAUCGAGAGAACCAUUCUGAUUCUCGGCUUCAUUGCGAUAGCUACUGGAGCUGUGGUUUAUGGUGGUAUUUUCCGGGGCAAUGAUGUUUUCAAUGGCCUCGCACAUUUCAUCAAGGGAGGCAUCUUCUUCUGGUAUGGAUUGCUCACGCUUGGUCGAUGGAUGGGAUGCUUCGCGGACCUUGGCUGGGCUUGGAAUAUUAAACCAUCACGUGAUAUGGUGGGGAGAUGGCGGGCCCGCGUACCCUCAGGGGAAUUUACAGAAUCCUUCGUCAUCUUCUUAUACGGCGCCAGCAACGUUUUUCUCGAGCAUCUCGCAGCAUGGGGCGAAGCGUGGACUGCGCAAGAUUUGGAACAUGUGUCCAUUUCUGUCAUGUUCUUCGGUGGCGGUUUGUGCGGGAUGCUGGUUGAAUCGAAACGUGUUCGAGACUGGAUGAAUACUGCCAUUUUUGCUCCGACUGGCCAUUCGGAAGGUGUGCCGUCGGAAGUUGUUGAAGUGCCAAAGUCGCAACGAGUGCCUCUCAACCCCAUUCCUGGUCUGAUCAUCCUGCUUCUUGGUCUGAUGAUGAGCUCGCACCACCAGUCGAGUAUGGUAUCCACCAUGGUGCACAAGCAGUGGGGAAUGCUGCUGGUGGGAUUUUCUCUUUCUAGAGCCGUAACCUACAUCCUCCUCUGCCUCAGGCCGCCGACAUCGCUGCUGCCCUAUCGACCACCUUCGGAACUAAUUGCCUCCUUCUGUCUCAUUUCUGGAGGCCUCAUUUUCAUGCUAAGUACAAGGAACAUCGUGGAUGCAAUGGAUCAUUACGAUCUCAAUGCGAUGUUCGUGUUCACUGUCGCCAUGGGAUUUACAUCAUUCGUGAUGGCAUGGGAAAUCCUGUGUAUUUCUAUCAAGGCAUGGGCUACCAAAAAGUCAGCACUCGCCAUUCCACCUCCAGCCAGCACGUACCGGUUCCCUGCUUGA
This is a messenger RNA of Histoplasma capsulatum G186AR, 1860 nucleotides long. RefSeq lists its product as uncharacterized. The coding region runs from base 1 to 1860 and encodes 619 amino acids. The transcript has 5 exons. The record is from RefSeq and is a predicted model, not a curated record. Lineage: Eukaryota; Fungi; Ascomycota; Eurotiomycetes; Onygenales; Ajellomycetaceae.